AUGACUUCAUCUACUACUCCUCGCAUUCGUCGAACAGGACAAAAUACUCAGUUUACAUAUAAUCUAGCACGGCGUGUAAACGACGUGCAAACAUAUCCGGUCCAAUCGCCACAAGGGGCCACUAUCCUGCUCUACGGUCACGAAAAUGGCGUGACCGUCGUUUGGCGCGGCGGACGGCCCUUUAAACGCCAGAAAAAGAGCCCUGAACCCGAAAAAAAGCAAAACGGAACCACCGACGAUGCCGUCAUGAUAAUCGACUCUGACGAGGAGGAACCGCCCUCCAAGACCCAAACCGUGCACAAGUUUGAGGACAAACCAGAGUUUGAGGACAAGGAUGAAGAAGCACCGUAUCCAGAAGUUGUACAAACGCUGGACUUGACGCUGGGGACAGCGGUGUUGCAUGUGGCAGUCAUGUCGAUGGCACCUUUCAGUCCCCAAGAUCGGCAGAAUGCGACUGGGACCCUAUUGUCGGACAGGAUGGUAUUCGCAGUUUCCUGUGCGACGAACGAUGUUUACGUCAUCACUCUCCCUUUGACACCGCCGUCCCCUGAGAGCAAAGCGAGAGAAGAGCUUCGUGCAGGUCUGUUAGCUGGACAGGCUGGCUCCGGCGCCUGGGGGGAGUCCCUGGUUUUGCUGAGUGGCCAAAAGAAAUAUAGUGACGGGCUGGCUAUUAGCCUGGUCCAGCAAAAGUCCUCAGAUUCUGUUGACAGGGCGCCCUCGGCCGUGGUUGCGUCGUGCUCUCGUCAGGCAUCUGGGAUUCUGGUGCUCUGGGACGUGCCGUUGGAUCCUAAGGCAAGGCCUGAACGGGCAGUUGAGCCCUUUCAGACUGAGUAUCUUCGCCAACCGCUCUCCAGCAUCUCAUUCAACCCGUCGCAACCCACACAGCUACUCACCGUCUCCCCGUACCAGGCCGUGAGGGUGUAUGACUACGCUGUGUCUCCUGUUCCUCUCGACCCGGAAGCUACUGGGCCUUUCCCGCCGCAAGGCUCAUGGCUACUGUCGUUGUAUCAGCCAUUUUCUCGACCCGCCGCUUCCAGGAAACCAAUUCUGGAUGCGGCGUGGAUAUCACAUGGCAGAGCCAUCUUUACACUUCUUGCGGAUGGCAUGUGGGGAGUUUGGGACGUUGAUGGGGUCAGGUCGUCUCCCGGAGGCGCAGCCAUAUCAAGUAAACUCUCACAUGGCCUGAAAGGCGCUGCUCUGACAGCCUUUAGUAUUUCAGGCUACAUUGAGGGUACAGGCUCACUGCGGAGUGUGGCAACUCAACAAAAGGAAAACCGCAAUGGGGAAUUUGCACCAAUGACGCCUCAUUCUCGUCGCCAGGCCACUGCUUCCUUGAGCUCCACCAACACCUUUGACCGUUUAGCGGCAGUUCGAGGUGGUGUGAGGACGGUGGCCUUGCCGCCCAGAGGAAGGACUUUACCCGAUGAGAGUCUAGUAUUGUGGAUGGGCGGCCUGGAGCACGUCUGUGUGAUUGCAGGAAUAUUGAGAUUCUGGGAUUCACAGCUUCGAAAAGGCUCUGGCGGGGGCGUCAACCUGUUUAGUGGGGCGCAGCCGACGAGGAUGGUUAAACUAUCAGACCUAUCUACCGGACUGUUGGGGGAGAGAUGCUGUGGCGUCAGCCUGGUCCCGGCUUCCUCUAAAUCUGGGGCAUCAUCGGAAGAAGAUGGCGGAUUGCCCGUGGAUGUUGUCGUCCAAGGCGAGUCUCGGCUGGUUAUUGUUCGCCAAGGGGAGGACGCACCAGGAAAGACCAUCGCGCAACUGGCUGACAGCCGGAGAAGACGGUUAUUCUUGGAAGGAGAGAGAUCAAAUGCCAUCAUUGUCCACGGUAAGCCGGACAGAACCACGAGCUUGUCAUUUAACCUCAGUACCUCGAAACCAGGGACUUUACGACGCAAGUCUUCGCAAAGCGCCAAAGACGAUUAUACUGGCCCGUACAGAAGCUCGGACGAUACUUUGCAGCUACCAAGCCGCUCCCGCAUAGGCUUUGACUUCAUGGGCAACCUGAACGCUGCCGCCGACGUCAAAGCUGACGUGACUGCUCGAAAUGUGGAGGCCGAGAUGCUUGAUAUUAUGGAGAUUGACCAAGUGCUGGACACCAUGGAGGAUAGCCGGGGGAGCGGACGAAAGAAGGUGUUUUUUGAAGAGGAUUGA
Messenger RNA from Metarhizium album ARSEF 1941, 2151 nucleotides. Its product is annotated as WD40 repeat-like-containing domain protein. The transcript is spliced from 2 exons. The record is from RefSeq and is a predicted model, not a curated record. Gene Ontology annotation, molecular function: protein binding. NCBI's taxonomy places the organism in Eukaryota, Fungi, Ascomycota, Sordariomycetes, Hypocreales, Clavicipitaceae. Bases 1 to 2151 code for a protein of 716 amino acids.